AUGGGAACCAGUUCAAGCAGCAAGCACUCGCAGUCUAGUGCUACGUUCCAGCAGAGGGCGGGCCUUCCACACAGCAGCAACUGGGCACGACCAACUAUAGAGGGCGCCACUUACGACUGGCAACAUAUUAUGAAUGUUUUGAAGAAACAACUAAAUCACAAUGUUUAUUCAUGCCGUCAAUCUACCCGUUGCCAUAAGUGUAAGAAAAGACACCACACACUUCUGCACCCUGAAACUGUCAACACUGUUGUGACUGAUAGUCCAGCAGAUGUAAAUGUAGUAGCUGCUACUACAGCUUCUACAUCUUAUCAAGGUGAGUCAACCACCCCUGUUUGUUGUUAUGCAAAUACUCAUAGUCAAGGUUUAUUAGCCACAGCUUUGGUCAAUGUCGAGUCGAGAUCUGGAGCUGCCUUUGUUUUAAGAGCCUUGAUGGAUCAAGGCUCUCAGGUUUCCUUUAUCACGGAAUCUGCAGUCCAGCUUCUUGGCUUGAAAAAGUUACCUGCUCAUGCCGACAUACUCCGUCUAGGCGAUGACGAAGGCAUUUCAAUGCCUUCCAAGUGGAUUGUUAAGUUUAAAUUGCAGUCUCGCCUAGACCCCAAUUUUGUUUUAUAUGUCGACGCGUAUGUUUUAACAAGGCUAACCUCACACCUUCCUGAGCGAAGGAUCGUUCAGGCUUUGCCGUUGGUUUCGUCCUUGGAGUUGGCGGAUCCCUCAUUCCAUACUCCAGGCAAUAUUGAUUUGCUGUUGAGCACUAGAGUGGUCGGCGCUGUUCUGGAGGAAGGACUGAUAAGAGGACCGCCGGGAGCACCAGUUGCUCAAAGGACUAAGCUCGGUUGGAUUUUGUCUGGCGAAGUCCAAACCGUAACUCAAAAGCCGGCUUGUUACGGCGUAGUUGUUAAUACACAAGUGAAUAUCAAUGAUCUUGAGUUGGAAGAGUCGGAAGAUUCUUCACAUUUGGGGGAUAUUUUAACUGAAGAAGAACAGAAAUGCAAAGAAUUUUAUUCUAAAACUACCAAAAGAGACAACACGGGUCGUUACAUCGCUAGAUUGCCUUUUAAGACAGACAAUCCCCAAUGCAAGAUUGGUAAGUCAGAGGACAUAGCUGGUAAACGUUUUUGUAAUUUGGAAAGAAAAUUAACUCGCGAUCCUGAAUUUGGUAAAGAAUAUAAGGCUGUGAUUCAAGAAUAUCUUGACCUAGAGCAUGCUGAGGUCGUACCUGAAUUAGAAGUUUCAAGAGAUUCUGUAUAUUUACCCCAUCACGCAGUAGUGCGUACUGAUAAAAGCACUUCUAAGGUCCGGGUGGUUUUCGAUGCGUCCUGUCCAGCUAGAAAUGGUGUUUCGCUGAACUCUGGAGUGAUGAUAAAAAUAGCUGACGAGGAUGUAGAUUAUCAACGCAUUUUGUGGCGUGACAACACGCAGACUGAGUUACAACAUUUGCGUUUGUUGCGUGUAACUUUUGGUACAUCCUCGGCUCCAUACUUAGCUGUGCGUUCCUUGCAGCAAUUGGUUCAUGACGAAGGACAUAAUUUUUCCUUGGUAGCAAAACGUGUUUUGCCAGAUUUUUAUGUCGAUGAUUUUCUGCCUAGUUGUGAGACUAUUUCUGAAGGCGAACAGAUUCAUCGUCAGAUCUCCGAGUUGUUGAGUCGUGGAGGUUUUCAACUUCAGAAGUGGUCCGCCAAUCGUGAUGAACUGUUACUCAAGAUAAGAGAUAGAACGUGUGAUGGUAAUGUGAACAUUAUCUUCGAAAGCAACCAUGCUAUGAACAUCUUAAGUCUAACAUGGGAUCGAAGUUUUGAUGAAUUUCAAUACACCGUCCAUCUAUCUACUUUGAAGACUCCAGUAACCAAACGACGAGUGGUAUCGGACAUAGCACCUAUAUUUGACCCACUCGGAUGGAUCUUCCUAGUUGCUAUAACGGCUAAAGUGUUUAUACACCGACUUUGGCUUUCGGGUAUUGAAUGGGAUGAGGAACUUCCUCAGCAGCCUUUAACAGAUUGGCUCGUAUAUCGAGACAAUUUACAUAAACUCACCCAAUUUCGUUUGAACAGGUGUAUUCACACUAGUCGACAUAAUAUUGAGCUCGAACUACAAGAUUUUUGUGACGCUUCCAAUAGGGCAUUCUUGGCUGUGGUCUUUUUGCGUUCGGUUGGUUCCAACGGCAAUAUUCAUAUUAGUCUCAUAGCAUCUAAUACCAAGGUAGCCUCUGUCAAACAGGUGUCCAUACCUCGGUUGGCGUGGUGUGGCGCCGUAUUGCUUGCGAAACCUCUAAGGGAAGUUUCAGUCACAUUAAGCGCUUCUAAAAAUAAUUUACAUCCGUGGACUGACUCUUCGGUAGUUUUGGCAUGGCUGACAAGGAACCUCAGCCGUUGGAAAACCUUUGUCGGAACCCGUGUUUCCGAAAUGCUCACUAUUAUGGAUCAAUGGUCACAUAUUCAAUCGAAAGACAACUCUUCAGAUUGCGCUUCGCGAAGUGUUAGUCCAAUGGAAUUAUUGGAACUCGAGUCAUGGGUGAAGGGAACUGGUUGGCUCAAAAUUAAGGUUAUUGAAUAUAGCAAGAAUGAAAUUAUAAAAACACAUCUUGAAGAGAAGAAGGACAAAAUUUAUGUGUAA
This is a messenger RNA of Colias croceus (clouded yellow), 2610 nucleotides long. RefSeq lists its product as uncharacterized. NCBI's taxonomy places the organism in Eukaryota, Metazoa, Arthropoda, Insecta, Lepidoptera, Pieridae. The transcript is spliced from 3 exons. The coding region runs from base 1 to 2610 and encodes 869 amino acids. The record is from RefSeq and is a predicted model, not a curated record.